Molecule: messenger RNA, 549 nt
Organism: Melitaea cinxia (Glanville fritillary)
Lineage: Eukaryota; Metazoa; Arthropoda; Insecta; Lepidoptera; Nymphalidae
Exons: 2
Coding region: 1-549 (182 amino acids)
Source: RefSeq, a predicted model, not a curated record
AUGGACAUCAGGGCUCAAGCUCAGAGGGCCCUGAUGAUCAAGUGGGAGGAGAGCCUGGGGUCUCCGGCGGCGAUCACGGUGACGGUGGACGCGAUACGUCCACAUUUAAGUCGCUGGGUCCAAAGGCGGCACGGGGUGCUGACCUUCCGCCUGACGCAGGUGCUUACCGGGCAUGGUUGCUUUGGUAAGUACCUGCACCAGAUCGCGAGGAGGGAAGCCACCCCUGCCUGUCACGAGUGUGGUGCUCCGAUUGACACGGCGCGCCACACGCUAGAAGAGUGCGCCGCCUGGGACCCUCAGCGGAGGGCCCUCGUGGCGGUCAUCGGCGGGGACCUCGCGCUGUCGAGCGUGGUCCGCUCCAUGCUCGGCAGCGCGAGGUCCUGGUCGGCCGUGGCCUCCUUCUGCGAAGAACGGCGACGCAGCGCGAGGGGAUGCAUGGCUGAUGGGAAGUUCAGUCUCUACUGCGAUCCCCUGCUCUGCAGCCCCGCCGAGGCCAGAGUGGGGUUACGCGAGGCUUGCCCAGGUACAGGGGGUGUUACCUCGGGCUGA